Molecule: messenger RNA, 365 nt
Organism: Phasianus colchicus (ring-necked pheasant)
Lineage: Eukaryota; Metazoa; Chordata; Aves; Galliformes; Phasianidae
Source: RefSeq, a predicted model, not a curated record
UGUGACCCCACCCGCGGCGCCGUGGGGCAGCAGCAGCGCCCGCUGACCCCCCCCCGCGAUGCCCACCUGGGUGGGCACCUGGCGGCCCCACCGCCCCCGAGCUCCGAUCGCCGCCCUCUACGGCGGCCCCGGGCCCAAAUACGGACUCCCAACCAACGUCGGGUUUCGCCUCCACGACCCCUCCCGGCACCGCGCACCCGCUUACAGCUUCGGGAUGCGCACGGAGGGGCCUCGAACCGACGGUUCACCGGGCCCGGCUUACCUGGUGCCCCCCGGGACCACCGCCCACGGCCCGGCCCGCAGCCCCGCCUUCUCCAUCUACAGCCGGCCUCGGGAUCUGGAACCAUUCCGCACCCCCGCGCCAG